AUGGCGCCCACCAGCCGAGUAUUUCUCACGCGCCAUGCGCAGGCCGAGCAUAAUGUAGCCGGAGACUAUACUAUCCUUGAUGCGCCACUGACGCCCCUCGGCAAGAAACAGGCCGCGGCGCUCGGGCCGGUUAUUGCAAGUUUGCAGCAGGAAGCAGACGUGCUUAUCUCGUCUCCGUUGCGCCGCACAUUGCAGACGACCAUGCUUGGGUACAAGGAUGCAGUGGAGCGGCUUGGUGGGCCGAAGCAUGUAGUUGUACUUCCCCAGAUGCAAGGCUCUGACCGUGCCGUGCUGGAGAGCGAUCCAGAAUUUAGUGUAUUUGAAUUGAGCGCGCUUACGCCUGAGUGGAACAGCAAGGCUGGAUUCUACGCUCCCGAUUCUGCUUCGUUGGAUGCGCGUGCCCAAUGGCUCCGUCAGUAUCUCCGCGCUCGUCCCGAGCAGAACAUUGUCGCAGUAGCACACGGCGACAUCCUGCGCCACAUGAUCCAGGAAGAGCACCCGUGGACGAAUGCAGAAGUGCGCCUCUUUCAAUUCGAUCCUGCCGCUGUUGAUUCCGACGCAUGUCCCCUUGUUGCGAUCCAAAAUGUCGCUGCUGGCGGGCACACAGACUAUGAACUAGAGCAGCACUUACAGGACGCAACAGACGAUACAUCUCUCUCUGCCGUCGAGUCGCGCGUCAAGCAAAUGUACGUACGUCUUACCACACCGACACGCAGCCAAGCCCAUGUCGAAUCGCAGGCGAGCGAGCUAGAGGCGCUCGACCGGCGCCUUGCCGCGGCAGACGCGAAGAAAGCCCAGCUGGAGACGCAGCUGGGCUGA
This is a messenger RNA of Malassezia vespertilionis, 819 nucleotides long. RefSeq lists its product as uncharacterized. NCBI's taxonomy places the organism in Eukaryota, Fungi, Basidiomycota, Malasseziomycetes, Malasseziales, Malasseziaceae. Gene Ontology annotation, molecular function: phosphatase activity. The transcript is spliced from 4 exons. The coding region runs from base 1 to 819 and encodes 272 amino acids. The record is from RefSeq and is a predicted model, not a curated record. Gene Ontology annotation, cellular component: cytoplasm.